Epinephelus fuscoguttatus (brown-marbled grouper) is the source of this 9356-nucleotide messenger RNA. RefSeq names its product DENN/MADD domain containing 6Aa (gene dennd6a). The record is from RefSeq and is a predicted model, not a curated record. The transcript is spliced from 19 exons. NCBI's taxonomy places the organism in Eukaryota, Metazoa, Chordata, Actinopteri, Perciformes, Serranidae. Gene Ontology annotation, molecular function: guanyl-nucleotide exchange factor activity. Gene Ontology annotation, cellular component: recycling endosome. The coding region runs from base 166 to 1983 and encodes 605 amino acids.
UCCUGCUGCUAUGCUAGCUGCUAGCUGAGUGGCUACUUUCUGCAGCUCUGUUUGCCUACUGUUGUUUUCACCUGAGGGGAAACAUACUCGAAAUACCGGCCAACUUCUCGGGAGGACCGUUAACAUUAUCCGGAGCGUCUGAGUGUCCGUGUCGGGGUCGUCGCCAUGGCUCUGCAAGGCCCGGAGGAGCUGGGGGAGCAGGUCGAAGAGCCGGAGGAUCUGGACGACCAGGACGCUAGUAGCAUCUCUCCGGCCGAGGAAAUAACUCUGCCUCCCGGGCCCGGAGGCGACGAGGAGCCGGAGGAGGCUCUCCUGCUGCCCUGGGACCGCUUCUCCGCCUGGCUGCACUGUAUCUGUGUGGUCGGCUUCGACCUGGAGCUGGGACAGGCGGUGGAGGUUAUCUAUCCUCAUCAUUCCAAACUGUCAGAGAAAGAGAAAACGAGCAUCUGCUACCUUUCUUUUCCUGACUCCAACUCAGGUUGCCUUGGCGACACCCAGUUCUGCUUCCGCUUUCGUCAGGGUUCCAACAGGAAGUCGUCGCUUGGCUGCUUCCUGGAAACCACCGACCGGGACGCACCGCCCUGUCUGAAGAGGGAACAGGGCCAUUACUAUGGUUACGUGUACUUCCGUCAGGUGCGAGAUAAAUCCCUGAAGAGAGGAUACUUCCAGAAGUCUCUGGUCCUGAUCAGUAAGCUGCCCUAUGUGACCUUCUUCCACUCCCUGUUGAAGAUCAUGGCUCCAGAAUACUUCGAGAAACAGGAGCCCUGUCUUGAGGCUGCUUGUAAUGACAUAGACCGCUGGCCGACGCCCCAUCCUGGACGUAUCCUCACGCUACCCAUUAUGGGCGUGGUCAUCAAGGUCCGCAUCCCAACCAGUUAUGACAAACCAGGAACCUCACAGCUGGUCCAGUCCGCCCAGAGUGACAGUCAGGUGUCCAUCGUGCUCCCAACCAUCCAUGAAGUCGACCUCUUCAGGUGUUUCUACCCGGUCUUCUUCCACAUCCAGAUGUUGUGGGAGUUGGUGCUGCUGGGGGAGGCACUUGUUGUCAUGGCGCCGUCGCCAGCAGAGUCAUCAGAUACUGUGCUGGCAUUGGUCAGCUGUAUCUCUCCUCUACGUUACUGCAGUGACUUCCGGCCGUACUUUACCAUCCACGACAGCGAGUUUAAAGAGUACACCACCAGGACGCAGGCUCCGCCGUCAGUAAUUCUGGGAGUGACCAAUCCCUUCUUUGCUAAAACCCUGCAGCACUGGCCACACAUCAUCCGCAUUGGAGACAUGAAGCAAGCAGGGGAGAUGGCCAAGCAGAUGAAAGUCAAGAAACUGAAAAACCUCAAAACUCUGGACUCUAAACCUGGUGUGUACACUGCAUAUAAGCCGUAUCUCAACAAAGAUGAGGAAAUUAUCAAACAGCUUCAGAAGGGUGUUCAACAGAAGAGACCCUCUGCGGCCCAAAACGCAAUUCUUCGACGGUACUUCUUAGAACUGACACAGAGCUUCAUCAUUCCACUGGAACGGUACGUGGCCAGCCUUAUGCCUCUCCAGAAGUCCAUCAGUCCCUGGAAGAGUCCUCCUCAACUGCGACCGUUCAUUCAGCAGGACUUCAUGAAGACGCUGGAGAAAGCUGGACCUCAGCUCACGUCCAGACUGAAAGGAGACUGGAUAGGACUCUACAGGCAUUUUCUCAAGUCUCCCAACUUUGACGGCUGGUUCCGCAACAGGAGGAAAGAGAUGACGCAGAAACUGGAGGCUCUGCACCUCGAGGCGCUGUGUGAGGAGGACCUGCAGCUCAGAGUCCAGAAACACUCGGAGGUGGAGACGGUUGAUCUGGUUCUGAAGCUGAAAGAUAAACUGAGUCAGGCAGAGAAGGAGCAGCUCCCGGUGCGUCCGGGGACUCUGGCCAAACUGAGGGCCCACAUUGAGGCCGUCAUCCUCUCCUUACCAGAGGACCUGCAGGGCAUCCUCCACAAGCCCUCCACACCUUGACCUUUAACCCCUUGGCCUGCAACCCUAACCCCAGUUUAAGCUUGUUUUAAAGUUUGGGGGGUAGUCGGUCUCCUCCCGUUUGACUCCAAGGUGGAGGGACCCCUGAUAACUCAGACUGGGCCCCAGUGUGAGGACCUCUACUGGUCAACCAUUGAAAGCACACAGCACAUCUUUGGUUCCCAAAAUAUUCAUCCAACCAGUUGUAUUUACCUUUUUGUUUUUCCCAAAUUGCUGCUGUGGCAGCUCACGGUGGGUUUCAGACCAAACAUGUCGCCCACGUCUCGCUGAUUAAGUGGUGUUAAAACAACCUGCUGGACGAGGCCGGAGCUGCCUGACAUAAACUCAUCUGAGGAGUUUCCAAGAGGUGAAACAGCCUUUAAAAAUUCUGAGGAGGAAUUUGGUUUUCCAUCGUAGAGACAUUAUGAAAUGAAGAAAGGGGUGCUGGAUUCAUCACAGCUUUGCUUUUGCAGCAUGCAGCUCAGUACCAGAGCUUCAUCUGAGCCUUUGGUGACCUGUGGGCUGAAGGAUUUGUCAUCACCCUGAAAGGUAAGAGCAGGAAGAUGAAUCCAACUGACCUUUGACCCUCAGCAUUUUUACCUCUUGACGUUUUUAAUUUCUACUUUUCUAACUUUGACGAUGAGCUGCUGCAGUCCAGCGGAACUGACCUUGGAGUUUUUCAUCCAUUUUUUAAAAGAUGUUUUUAAAAGAAGUGCACUUCAUCGCUAACUGGACCAGUGUGCCCUUCACACACACACACACACACACACACACACACACACACACACACACUUUUAUGCAAACAAACUGAGCCGAGCAGAGCCAAGCAGUGCUUUACGAUUAAAAUUUACUACAAUAUUGUCCAUUGAAACACAUACGGAGCAUUAAACACCAGCGACCCUGCAAUAACUGUCAAUGCAGUAAAAUGACUCUCGUCUCGUCUGCUCAGGAGCCAAUCACAUCCCUGUAUCCGUGUCACAUGAUCUGUGGGUAGCCGAUCAUAACAGUCUGAGGGAAAUAUUCAAAAUUGUCCUGAAAUGUUCAGAAAUCUUGGUGUGGGUUGUCAUUAUAUUGGUAUUUUCCUCAAGACUGAAUCCAAAACUUGUGUAAAAACGUGUGUUGAAUUAACCUGACUGAUUCUGAGCUCCUCUAAAGGGUCAAAGAAAGUCUUUGACAAGCCGGACUGUGAAACUAUGGAGAUUCAUCUCGGCCAAAAAAAAAGAAAAAAAGAAGCAGAUGAAAAGUUAGAGAUGUUCCAAAUUUUACCUUAUAUACUAAAAACUUACCUUGUAUACUAUAAAUUUUUGAGGCAUUAAAGAACUAUUAUGAGAUUAAAAUUCUGACUUCCUGUUAAAACUAUGACAAGUUUUUUUUUGUGACUAAGUCAAAAUAAAUAAUUAUGUAAAUAUUAAGAUUUUGACUCACAAUCUUAAAGCUUUGACUUUGUAUUUAGUCAUUUUGACUCAAAUUUGAUGUUUUUAUUUUUGUCCUUUCUAAUAUUUUAUCUCUGGUCUUUUUUUUCUAUUUUCCUGGUGGAGAUGGCAUUUUAUAGUGAAACAGUUUGAAACCUCUUCGAUGAACUUGAGCUCAACGCAAUAACGCUUUCUUCCCUCUGUAAAGUAAUCACGGGGCAGCAGUGACACAAGAAAUACAUUUAAGAAAAUAUUAUUUCAGCUUCACAUUUUCAGUUACUAAAUCUGGCGAGUCCACAGUUCACAAGUUGUCUUCUUGAAUUCAUUGUGGUCUCAAGUCAUUUGACUGUGAUAUUAUUUAAAAAGGACUUUACAAUUUGUUUUUUGUGCAUCAGUUUGUGAGAGCAGGUUUGUAUUUCAAAUUGAAAAAUGAAAUUGAUUUUAUGAUGUAAAUUUUUCAGUGGCUCCUGCUUUAUAAACUUCAUACACAGAUAAUCUGCACUCACACUUCACAGGCUGCUCUUCACACUCAGCUGAUAUCUAUAUUUGGGACAGAGAAACAGUAAAAUUGAAUGAUUAAAAAAAAUCAACGGUUGUAACUUUAAAACCACACAUUUUGAGUGUCAGCGAUGGAAAACCUGGGGACAAGACAUAAAAUGACAAAUCAGUUGUGUGCUGGUAUUUAUUUGCCUGAAUGUAAGAAGGAAAAAAAAAGGCUGUAAUUCUGACGCCUGACUUAAAGUUUUUUAGCAAAUUCAAAUAAGCCUUAAAGUCUAUCUGAAGCAAACAUAAAGUUUCAAUCUAGUUUCCCAAUAUAGUCAUACAUUCAUGUGAUCGCAUUUUAGCAUUGCACUGUAACCACAAUUAAAAAAGUUAAAAGCUGAUUUUCAGUUGUAAUGAGACAUUUAAUCAGAACGUUCCUGACAGCAGUUUAACACUGACAUCCAUCUCAAAAAAAUCUAGGCAAUAAUUGUAAACCCAAAUAUGAGGUUAAGUAUGGAAGCCGCAUUUCUGCCAGGGUGGAAAUAAAAAGUUAAGAAUGAUAAAAAUAAUAUCCAUGUUAAGUCAACAUUAUUAUAUUUGACUUACUAGUAUAAUUCUGAUGUGGUAAAUAUAAAAUUUGGCUUACUUUAAGAUUUUUACCUAAAAGGUCACAAUAUCAGGUUAGUAUCUUAUAAUUUUGAUGUAUUAUUACAAUUUUUACAAAAUAAAUAUUAUUCUGACGUCAACAAUUUUGACUUAGUAUCUGUUUGGUCUCUUGUGAUUUUACCAAGUAAAUAUUGCAAUUUUGACUUGGUGCAUCCCAUUAAAAUUUUAAUUUACCUUGAAAGACCUUUAAAGUCAUAAUUUAAAUUUUGCCAUAUUGACCACAUCAUAAUUUUGAUUUAGAAAUUAAAAAUGAUGUACUAAGUCCCAAUGGUGAUUCGGUUUGUCAGAAUUUUGAUUGAUAGUUUUUUAUUUCUGUCAUUCUAAACCUUUUUAUUUACUUGGCAGAAAUGUGCUUCCAUAGAUGAGUGAACAGUUUGAUGGCGAAGACAAAUUCCAGCUCUCACAUUAGUCCUGCCUGAGCACAUCUGCAUUGAAAUAGAAGAAAUGACAAGAAAGUACAAACUGUCAGAGCUAAAACCUGAUACUGUCGCAGAAAAGUCCUGCAACAAUCUAAAUGCACCCUAGAAACACGUUUUUAACCAGCAUGCUUUUACAAGAGGAUCUCUAGAUGAUUGUUUGCUACAACAUUUAGUAAACUAUGAUAGCUUGUGUGCAUUGCACAAACACUACAGCAAGCUUUGUUUCAACUGAGCGUUUUGAUUUGAGAUGAAAUGAUGCUGGUGCCUUACAGGAGUGAUGACAGAACCAAAGACUCGAUGAGUUAGGCUCAAUCUGAAUGAAUGACGACUUGUUCCUGUAAAGAUAAUAGGAGUGGGGCGUCUUUAGCUACAGCUCAACAUUUGCUCUGACACUAAACUAAAUUUACUCUGAUGAAAAGCCGCUUCUGACAAACAUUGAACUCUGACAGGAUCCUCUGUUGCCUUCAAACAAAAGAAUUUGGCUGAAGUCUGUUUGAAGUGUUUUCUGACGAACAAGUGAACGACGCAAACUUAAAAUCAACAAAGUCAAAGAGAAAAUGUAAGAAAUUUAACAAAGUCUCUUCUAAUAAAGGGAUAAUUAGCACCACUGGGUCUAGUAAAGCAUAAUUUCUUUGCACUACUAAUUGUGUUUGAUUUACAUUAAUCCACUUUAGACUUUUUUUUAAAAAAAACCUUUUUGGAUUUAAUUUUUCUCCCCUUCAAGCCACCAUUGGUGUCUCAGAUAACUUUGACCUGUGGUUUCAAAAUCAUAUCCUUUAAAAGAGAAUAACACUAAUUAAACAUGGACAUUGAGAGAGGAAUAAUCUGUCUUAUUAAAAUUGUUUUUAAAAAAUUUGUUCUUGCAACUUAGUAAAAUUUAAAUUUUGAAGUGAAAGGGCCAAAACAUGCACCAAAAAAAAAAAAAAAUUGAAAUAGAAAUCAUUCAACCCAACGCUUCAUAUUUAUUUAAAUUCAUGAACAUUCCUGGACACCUAACAAUGUGCAAAAAUAACAAAAACCAUUUAUUAUGACAGCAAUAACAGAUCAUUUUAAUAAUUAUAACUGUAAUUUGUAUUUUCAGAGUGUAAAUGACUGACUUAAUUAGCAUUUUCUAAAAGUGUAGUUCAUGGUGACACAAAACUGCACAUACAGUUACUUGAUGAUUUCAUUUCAAUAUAUCACUUGUUUGGAAAUGUUAAAAAUGGGCCACUUGUCAAAUGUAUGGAUUGUGGUUGUUUUUUUUUGUUUUGUUUUGUUUUGUUUUUCUUAAAGCCAUCAUGUAACACAUGUAUAAAUGUUUUGUCAAGUAGAUUACUGUAAAGAAAUAUAACAAAGUGUGCUGGUUGGAAAAAACUGUAACAUUUGGUUGUUGGGCAACCAUGUAAGUUUUAUAUUUGUACAAAAAAAAUAUUUUAACAAUUUUUCAUUUUUUUUAUGGAGGGCUAUUCUCAUAUUCCACUCUGUAGAGAAUUAAGAGUUUUGUACAUAUUGGUGUAAAGUGAAAUGGUGGCCCAGAUAUGAUGACGUACAAUAAUUAUUUUGCUAUUACAACAGAUGUGUUACUAAAUACAGAGAUAUAAAUACGAAUUGCUCCAUAAAAUGUUCAGUUACCUUUAUUAGAAUAAUUAUAAUGUUGUUGAGAAACAUUGACAUUUUGAAUUUGUAGUUUAUUUGCCAAGAGACACCAUAGGAAUAAUUCUGAGAGCCUCUCACUAAUGUCACCAUUUCUCAAUCACUGGUUUUAAUGAAAACCUUUUUUGCCAAGGUCCACCUAUUUAUUGAUAUUUAUUUAUGUAUGCCUUCUCAUAAAAUUUGAUUAUAAUGUAAUUAAGAGACUCUGUUGCUAGAAAACAUGGAUAAUGAAGGAAAACUCCAGAUUACAUUCAAAUUAUUUUUAAAAAAUGUAUAAAAACAGAGUUGUUUAUGGCAGAUAAUCUACAGCAAAGCUUUCUGCCCCGAUCGCAUUGUGAAAAAGUACUCUUUUACUUUAAGGUCCCAUAUUGUAAAAUGUCAGAUUUCCAUGUCUUUUUUAAUAGCAGGUAUAGAUGUUAUAUCAAUACUGCGAGAGUAUCAAAAUGCCAGGUCCACAGAGAAAUGCAUGCAGUCCAUAUUCAAUCUCAUCAGCCUCAUCAGAAACUGUACCUUUCAAGGAGCUGUUAGGACUUGCAUGAAGUUGUGAUGUCACAACUUCACAGCAUUUUACGACUCACUUUUCCCUCAACUCAAAGCCAGUGGGUUUUUGGUUAGAUGCCUGAAACAAGGUACGUGGUCAUUCAACACAAGCUUAAGUGACGCUCACAACAUAAAAUUCGUCAGUAAAUAACUCGCCUGUGAACUUUGAAGCUUCUAUGUGUCUUAACAAAGACAGUUGCUAACAAGUGGCUAAAUUAGACCACAGAACAUCAUCACGCCAAGCCACGUCGAACACGGCUUUAAAGUCUUGUUAUGGUGGUGACGUUAACUCAUGCGACCGUGGUGUAAUUUGUUUAUAGCCUAACGUUAGCUUUUUGCAAAUGGCGACUGCAUUUAGGCUCUAGAAAUCAUGAAAAUGGUGUUCAUUAGUGAAGAUUAUCCUUCUAAACAAAACAUCUACGUAUCGUAAACGUUUGCCAAGGAGCUUAUUUUUGGCAAUAAUCCAAAAUCCAAAAGAAAAAUCCAAUAUAGGCUUUUUGAAGAGAGAACCAAUGCAAUGCUAACUUCUGCGUCGUCCUACAAAAAAAAAAACGUCAUUCCUGGAGCACUCUAUGACGAUGCAGACACAGAGAGCAUAGAAGCGAAUGACCUGUUAACAGUGACCGGAGCGUACUGGGCUUUUUCGGGAGGAGGCCUUGAAAAGACAGGUGCUAAAAUAGAGUGUUUGAGACAGAGGGUGAAUACUGGUAUAAUCAGGCAGAUAGUAUGAGAAAAAUAAAGUGUUUUGUGAAGAGUAAAGCAUAUUACAUGUGCUGGCGGAAAACCCAAAAUACAAGUAGGAACCUGGACUUGAGCGUAGUAUGGGACCUUUAAAUAAAAGGAUCAACAGCACAGUGUAGAAAUACAGUACUCCAUUGCAAGUGAAAGUAAAGUAAAAGAGCUUCAUUAACAUUAAAGAAUAAAAUGUUCCCCAUUCGUCUUUAUAAUGUAUCGUUAGAUUGUUGGUUCCUUUGAGUAACAUAGUUGCUAGUUUGUUAGCUUUGGCUGCUACUCAAUGGUGUCACUAAGUAAAGGCUAACAGCCAGCAUAUCUUAGCUUGUGGCUAUUCUCAAUAUUUAAUGCUAACAAUACCUUUAUGGCAUUUUUCUGUCAACAGAAAAAUGCAUCAAAAAUAACAAGAAACGACAAAUUCAAAAUGUCAAUGUAAGCUAACACAAAUUUGUUGCAUAGCGACACAGAAUUUUGCUCCAUUGACACUGUCACUGCUUUUGUUUGUAUUGAAGCCAUAUAACCACUAACUUACACUAAACCACUCUGAGGGCCUAACAGACUACAGUUUUAUUUAAGGUGUUGAUUUGAAGCAUUACAAGGAAAGUCAUCAAAUUGAACUUGUUUUCACACGAUGGCAUACAGUUGUGUUUUUGUAAUCAAUUUAAAAUAUGUUCAUCAGGUUUACCUUGUUGAAAUAUUCUCACCGCUGAGUAUCUUUCAAUACAUUGUUUGCUUUUGCUUGAUACAGUGUUAUAAUAAAAAACUAAACACAGCAGCCAUUUUGAACAUUUGGGAAGUUUUAUCUAGAAGACUAGCCAGCUCUGCACUUCACAACUCCUGCUAACCAAGAUGAAGCACACAAUCAUGUUACAGUUUUUGAAGUGAAAAACAUAUUACUAAACAAUAACACUCCAAAAAUAGAGGGAUAUACAUAUGUUAUAGUAUUCUGUCCCUAGCUUAUGUUAGCUAGUCUUACCUUGCACUAAGCAACGUUAGCUAACAUCUUGUACUGUAGUAAGCUAGUUAGCAUCGAAGCUAUCAGUUACAGUAGCUUCUUGUGUGUUGAAAUAGCAGGGGUUUUUUUGUGAGACAUGUUACAAUUCACCUCCAAAGAUCCAGAGGAUCAUUUUUUCAUAUUUUAACAUUUAGGCCUUUAAUGCAGUGUUGGCUCACACUAACUAACAUUAGCUGAGUUCUUGUUCUGUAGCCAGCUAAUAGGCUUCUCUGCUAGCUGUUACAGUAGCUUCUGGUGUGUUAAAAUAAUACCAUUCUUCUGUUUUGUAUGUCCAUACUAGUUGUCUGAUCAAAUUUUUUAAAAUGGCUGCUGUGAGAAUAAAGUCAGAGGGAAUUUUUAAUGCUGCAUUUCAGGUUCUGGUUCUGUCAUCGAUUGUAUUUUUGUAAUUAUUUUCUGUUUUGCUGCACUGACAGCUACAGCAGACAUUUUUAACCACGGUGGUUAUUUUUAUCAUUAAACAGACAGCUUCAGUUUUAA